Pocillopora damicornis (cauliflower coral) is the source of this 1162-nucleotide messenger RNA. RefSeq names its product ferry endosomal RAB5 effector complex subunit 4. Gene Ontology annotation, molecular function: oxidoreductase activity. Lineage: Eukaryota; Metazoa; Cnidaria; Anthozoa; Scleractinia; Pocilloporidae. The record is from RefSeq and is a predicted model, not a curated record.
ACACUACUUCCCAUAUGAUUGGUACUGUUGAAUUAUCCCUUUUACGAUGCAGACAAGAGCUGUCGUGGUGAGAAAGGACGAAAAUGGUCAAAGGGUUUAUGAACUACGUGAAUCGUUUGAGUGCCCAACACUAGAUGAAAAUAGCGUUGCAGUAAAGGUCAAAGCUUGCGGCUUGUCUCCACACCAUAACAAGAUUUUAGAGGAAUUUAACUUGAUAAGCAAGAAGGAACAGCCAUUUGGAAGAGAAAUAUCAGGAGUUGUUACAAAUGUUGGAUCAGCAGUCACAAGAGUCAGCAUUGGAGAUGAAGUGGCUGGCCUGCUUCCAUUAGAUUCAGCUUCAGCAGGAUGUGCAAACUUUUGCAUCUUAUCACAGUAUGAUGUUGCCCGAAAACCAGAGAAAGUGGAUCACAUAGAUGCAGCAGGUUGCAUUGGUGAUGUUGUUAGAGCUUACACUGCACUAUACUACCAAGCCAGAGUAUGUGGAGGAGAGACAAUACUGAUAUUCAACGGGGCCUCAGCCAGUGGUGUUAUGGCUAUCCAACUUGCCCAUAUUUGGGGGGCCAAGGUUCUUGCAACAGCAUCAUCAGAAGAAGAAGUUAUUUACCUGCAGAGUCUUCAACCACCACUUGCAAAUGUAAUAGACUUGAGGAAAACAAAGAAGUCAUUAGUAGAUAUUUGUAUGGAUGAAACUGGUGGACUUGGUGUGGAUUGUGUGAUUGAUAAUGGAGUUCUUCGUCAAGAUGAUGAUGUUAUAAUUCAGGGAACAGGCAUUGGUCUACCUGGCCAAAAUUCAGUGCCAUCCAAACAUGAUGUGAUCUCCUGUCUUGGAGUGGCUGGAAGAUGGAUCACUUCUCAUCAAGAUCUUCAGUUGGACCCUCCUGAUUCUCAGAUGCUUUACCUCAAAGGAGCUGCAAUCAGUUUUCUCUUUGAACAUUCAUGGACUUUAUCAAAAGGUCAACAAGGAAGAUACCUACACAUCCUCCAAGACAUAAUGGAUAAACUGUCUAACUCAGUGAUAAGACCGGUCAUUCACCAUACUGUGUCUCUGGAAGAUGCCUGUGAAACCCUGCGGCAACUACCUCAGCACACUGUUGGCAAAAUUGUUGUUAGCUUGUAAAUAUAACAAUUCGAGUCUAGAAAUAAAGAAUUCUAUUUUACGUGA